This is a messenger RNA of Sciurus carolinensis (gray squirrel), 471 nucleotides long. RefSeq names its product ubiquitin-conjugating enzyme E2 G2-like. Gene Ontology annotation, cellular component: cytosol; endoplasmic reticulum. The transcript has a single exon. NCBI's taxonomy places the organism in Eukaryota, Metazoa, Chordata, Mammalia, Rodentia, Sciuridae. The record is from RefSeq and is a predicted model, not a curated record. The coding region runs from base 4 to 471 and encodes 155 amino acids.
CUGAUGUCCAGCUACAAGCAACUAACCCUGAAUCCUCCAGAAGGAAUUGUGGUGGGCCCCAUGAACGAAGAGAAUUUUUUUGAAUGGGAGGCAUUGAUCAUAGGCCCCCAAAAUACCAAUUUUGAGUUUAGUGUUUCUCUUGGCAUCAUGAGUUUCUCACUUGACUACCCACUGAGUCCUCUGAAGAGGUUCACUUGCAAGAUGUUCCAUCCCAACAUCUACCCACACCCCAGAGUCUGCAUUUCAAUCCUCCAGGGGCCAGGUGAUGACCCCAUGGGUUACCGUAGCGGCAUUGAGAAGUGGUACCCAGGGUACAGUGCGGAGGAGAUCCUGCAGUCGGUGGUGAGCAUACUGGCAGAGCCCAACGAUGAAAGUGGAGUUAUGCCUGAAUACUUCCAAAACGUGGCGAGACGACAGGAGCGGUUUCACAAGAAUGCCAGGCAGAUUGUGCCGAAGUCUCCGGGGCUCUGA